This is a messenger RNA of Spirometra erinaceieuropaei, 1103 nucleotides long. The record is from the annotation of a GenBank genome assembly. Lineage: Eukaryota; Metazoa; Platyhelminthes; Cestoda; Diphyllobothriidea; Diphyllobothriidae.
AUGAGCAGCCCCUACGCCGCCGCAAGAGACAAAUUCUACGAGGACCUUUACGCCCUCUUGGCGACUGCGUCGAAGACGGAGAAGUUGAUUGUCCUUGGUGACUUCAACGCCCGCGUCGGCACAGACCAUGCUGCCUGGAGAGGAGUGCUCGGUCCACAUGGUCUCAACGGCUCUAACGACAAUGGCCUACUCCUUCUCCACACCCGCGCAGAACACCGACUCAUCCUGAAGAACACCUUCUUCUAUCUGCUGAUGCGAAAGAAGGCCACCUUGAUGCAUUCUCGAUCGCGUCAGUGGCACCUGCCGGGCUAUGUCCUGGUCCGGAGGUGAGACAAGCGGGACGUGCUGCUGACAAAAGCGAUUUAGUGUGCCGACGGGUAGACCGACCAUCGCCUCGUCAUCUCGAAGAUGUGAAUCCGGCUACAGCCUCGCAGGAGACCGCAGGGUAAGCGACACUCAGGUAAGCUGAAUAUUACCUUGUUGUUUUUGCCCGCUCACCACUUUCAUUUCAGCAAUGAGCUAGCCCAACGGCUAGACAACCUUCCAGUCGCUGCUGCCGCCGCCGCUGACGAGAAAGCCUCGAUGGAAAACCGACAAUGUCAAUUGCGGGACACAGUCCAGUCGAAGGUGCUUGCCGUCCUCGGCCGCGCACACCGCCAACACCAAUACUGGUUCGACGACAACGACGCCGCCAUCAACAACCUGCUCGCCGAGAAUAACCGUCUCCACAAAGCCUACGUCGACCACCCAACCGAAGACAACACAGCUGCUUUCCAUCGCUGUCGUCGUCUCCUGCAACAGCGACUGCUCGCGAGGCCGAGGAGAUCCAAUGAUAAGCGGAUCGCAACGAAUGGAAGAACUCCGCGAUCAAAGCUGUCUAGGGUCCUCCCACUAAGGACAUUGCUCCUCUCCUCAGCGCCGACGGCAGUACACUCCUCGCUGAAACGACACAAAUUCUACAACGAUGGGCCGAGCACUUCCAAGGCGUCCCCAACCACCUCUUCACUAUCUCCGACGCCGCCGUCGCCCGUCUGCCGCAAGUGGAGACCAACGUGGACCUCGGCCUCCCGCCCUCUCUCCAGGAAACCAUCAAGGUCUUGUAG